UGGCAUCAAUGGAUUAUACCUUUCUUCUUUCUGCAAAUCGCAGCAUCUGCACUGCACAGAGAGAGAGAGAGAGAGAGAUUAGGGUUUGGCUCUGAAAUCAAUUGGGGAUUUUGACUUCUAAGUAUGUCGAAUUCGAGGGUUACCAUCACUCUCGGUCGCUCUGGCCAGGUUGUGGAGAGAGGAGGAUUUGUAUCCAACUCUGGGAAAAUGCGUGGUGAUAGUGGGAUGGUUUCUGGAAGUAAACGAAUGGCAGACAGACUUGGGAGUAAUGCUCAUGGUUUUUCGUUUUCUUCGGGCAAGCGGCAACGAGGAGAUGGCAUAAAAUGGAAUGAGGGUGAUAGAACACUGCAAGAUUCACGAAUCAGUCGAAAUGACCUCAGAUUGAAAUUGUUGCGUAAAAGAUUAUUUAAGAAGCAAAUUGGCGGAGUUGUUGAAGAGCGCAAGCAGAUGGACCCUCGUGCAAAGCUUUCAAAACCUGUUCAUCCUUCACUGAAAUACCAGGUGUUGCAGCAUAAUUCAGAAACAAAUGGAAGUAACACCAUGAGGCAGGUUCCUCCCAGAGAAAGUCCCGCUGAUCUAUACCAGGUAAAUUCUCGAAGAAACUUCUACUCUUCUCCAACUACAGAUGGAUUCAGAGGUAGAUCCCCACCAAGAGAGCUGCACCCACCAUCAUCAUUUAGGCCAGUUGACGCUUCUAGAGCUGGCCAGUUCCCGAGAAUUGGUAUGGUUGGUUCUUCUCAGCCAACAGACUCCUUUAUUUUCACAAUGAAAGCUAACCCUCAAGCUGCCAGGCCAAUAGCACAGUUUGCACCACCAAGUGCCAGUCUGCAGAGAAGUUCACAAAUGGUGGAUGAAACUCUAACUGUUGCUGGCUUGUUGCAUAGCCUUAGUUUGGGAAAAUAUGCCAUUAUUUUCCAGGCUGAAGAAGUGGACAUGACUGCUUUGAAGCAGAUGGGGGAUAAGGAUCUCAAGGAGCUGGGCAUACCGAUGGGACCAAGAAAAAAGAUCCUUCUUGCACUUUUGCCCCGUACUAAACGGCAACCACCAUAAUCUCUACUUUUACCGAUGCAACAAAAGAUCUUACUAAGAACGGAGGAUAGAAGAUUGCCGCUGUGCCAAUCGCAUUUCAUUUGUUUGUACUUUCACCCGUUGUAUCUGAAAUAUAGUUGAAGUUGAGGUUCGAGAGGGGUUGAUUAGUUUGAAUAAUUCCUCCUCCUCUAUAGGUGUCGUGUUGUCGAUUUGAAAGAUAGGGUUUGUGUUGUAUUUUAUACAUAGAACUAAGACAUGAACAAAUGAAUGUAUGAAUUUAAUGUUUAGUUACUUUGUACAUUGCA
Messenger RNA from Pyrus x bretschneideri (Chinese white pear), 1334 nucleotides. RefSeq lists its product as uncharacterized. NCBI's taxonomy places the organism in Eukaryota, Viridiplantae, Streptophyta, Magnoliopsida, Rosales, Rosaceae. The record is from RefSeq and is a predicted model, not a curated record. Bases 124 to 1050 code for a protein of 308 amino acids. The transcript has 7 exons. Gene Ontology annotation, molecular function: protein binding.